GUCACCGGAAGAGGGCUAGAUGUGCGACGGGUUUUACUGCCUGAGCUAACGGGCCGGGAAAAGUAUAAUUUGCUAACCCCAACGGUGUUCCUGGUGCAGCUAGUGAUAGCAAUUGGCACACCAGAGCUUUGAUUUAAGAUGGCACUAAACCCACAGUACGAAGAAAUAGGCAAGGGGUUUGUCACCCAGUACUAUGCCCUGUUUGAUGACUCAGCACGACGCUCCAGCUUAGUCAAUUUAUACAACGCCGAACUAUCCUUUAUGACCUUUGAAGGACAGCAAAUUCAGGGAGCAGCUAAAAUUUUGGAAAAACUACAGAGUCUCGCCUUUCAAAACAUUAACCGUGUGCUAACAGCCGUCGAUUCCCAGCCUAUGUUUGACGGUGGUGUGCUCAUCAAUGUUCUCGGAAGAUUACAAUGUGACGACGAUCCUCCUCAUGCAUAUUCACAAACAUUUGUGUUGAAACCGAUAGGCACGUCAUUUUUUUGUGCUCAUGAUAUUUUCCGGCUUAAUAUUCACAAUUCUGCGUAGAAGUGUAUGUUUUGCUCAUUUCUAUUUUUUAUUAUACAAGGCGAAUCUGUUUGAUUUGCCAUUGCAACACAAUGUUUUAUUGAAGCUCUUUAAAAGGUUGGUACGGCUUCGAAAAUUAACAUUCAGUUGAAGAUACGUUAGCUCUUCCGAUGGUAUUCGUAAUCCCUUUCAACAUCGUAUAUAAAAAAAAUAGUACGCUGACAUUGCUGACCACAGCUAACAACCAGACUCGAUCUUGUUUGUUGAACAACAUUGCUCUGCGACAUGCUUUGCUAGGCUAAUUUUGGUAUUUAUAAAAGAUUAGCCUUCCAAAUUUAUAACAGAUAAAAGGUGUCUUUAAACUUUAUAGUUUAAACUUUAUAACAGGAAAAAAGUUUUUGGAACCAAAAUCGGAAAGAAAGUGUAAAGAAUGUGUUAUAUGAUUAUGAUUUGAAGGAAGGCUUUAUAGAUCAAGAUCGUGCUUCUUCAUCUGAACAGGGAACAUGUGUUGCACUAGAUUGCAACCUGGCACAAUAUGAGAAAUUUAGUAUCGUGAUCUUUGCUGAUUAUCUGCAUGUUUGCCUUUUGUGUUUUGAAUAAAAUAAACGCUUAAGCAAAAAACCCGCAAAGUGGCGUUUGAUUUUGUU
Messenger RNA from Anopheles darlingi, 1157 nucleotides. RefSeq names its product probable nuclear transport factor 2 (gene Ntf-2). Gene Ontology annotation, cellular component: nuclear pore central transport channel. The record is from RefSeq and is a predicted model, not a curated record. Lineage: Eukaryota; Metazoa; Arthropoda; Insecta; Diptera; Culicidae. The transcript has 4 exons. The coding region runs from base 139 to 531 and encodes 130 amino acids. Gene Ontology annotation, biological process: protein import into nucleus.